AUGAUGAUGGAUAUACUGAAUACACAGCAACAAAAAGCGGCUGAAGGCGGGAGAGUUCUGGCUCCUCAUACCAUCUCAAGUAAGCUCGUGAAGAGAUUAUCAAGUCAUUCCAGCCAUAAACUAUCAAGAUCUGAUUUGAAAGCAUUGGGUGGCUCGGAAACAAUAAGCGACGGCCCCAGUCAGCUGACUUUUAAGGACCGAUACGUUUUCAAUGAAUCGCUAUACUUGAAAAAGCUAAAAAAGACCGCUUUAGAUGACUACUACACGAGGGGCAUAAAACUCACUAACCGCUACGAGGAAGACGACGGUGAUGACGAAAUUAUUCGGUUGUCUAAUGGCGACAGAAUUGAUGAAGACCUGCACUCAGGUGUCAAGUUUUUCUCCACUACACCUUAUUGCAGGAAAAUGAGGUCAGACAGUGAUGAACUAGCUUGGAAUGAAAUUGCGACCGAACGGUUCAAAUGGCAGUCAAUGCUGGCCAGAGUGCUGAAGGGAGAUAUUGUUAAAGGUGAAAAGACGAGGAUUGCUAACCAAGUCAAGAAACCAGGGUUAAAUAAGGAGCUCUCAGAUGAGAUAUGGCUCGAAUUGAAGGCAUGGCUGAAUGGGAGGACCAUGCAAGAGAUGGAACAGUCGCUUACAUAUUUAAGAGAUAGUUCAGAUUCCGUUUUUGAAGAGAUAAUGAAGUUUCAAAUUCCACAGGGCAAGAUAUUGAGCCUGGAUGCACUGGAGGCCAUCUUACAAGACCUCAUGAACAGAUAUCACAGCGUUGUCUCUUAUUGGCCUAACUUGAAAAAAAUGUAUAAGGAUAAACCAAUCACCAAUACUGCAGAAUUUACCGCUAGAAUAGACGUAAUGAAUUCUUGGCUGAACUUUAAAACGAACUUAACGUUGAGGAGGCAAGAGUUGGACGACUGGAUAAACCGUUUCUCACCGAUAAGUAGUUCGGAUAAUUGCCAAGAGGAUUUUGAUGGUGUGCCCCAAUGGAACUGCAAAAUGAAGAUUCUUGCAGAACAAUUGAUGAAGGAAAAGAACAUCGAGUCUAUAUUCCAAAAAAAAAUUUUCUAUCCGCUAUCACCUUGGAUGUUCAAACUGAAACUACAUUUUAUAGUCUACAGAGAAACUUUGACAAAGAUGAACAUAAAAUAUCCUUAUGAAAGGUUAAGAUCACUACUGGCGUUCCCCGUCUAUUUAAUCAAAGAAGUUAUUUUGACUAGAUUGUCAUAUGCACGAAAGCUUAAAAAUCCAACAAUGAUGAUGAUCGAUCAAAUGAUCGAUGAUUUUAACGCUUUUAUUCGACUUUCUGUGCAAUUGAAGUACACACUGACAAAAUAUUGCUCCAAUUUGCCGUUCGAUGUGGAUUUUGACCCGACGUUCGAAAAUACUGUAAUAGAAGCCAUUCGUUAUUUAUUUUUUCUGUUGAAUUUAAAGUUGAUUGAUUCCAGUAAACAAAAUUUCAAAGCACCCGAUCUACUCUUGAAAUACUGGGAUCACCUAAAAAACACCGGUCACUAUAUUAACGGUGCAGAAACCGUGAUUCCAAAUGAAUUUCUCAAGUUAACUUUGAGACUCGUACAUAAAUUGCAAUUCUAUCUUUUGAAACAACAAAACUUCCCACCAACAUUUGCUAACGCUUCAGAAGCAGAAAAAUGGCUAAGUUCCAUUUUCGAAAAUUUGGGUGCCAUGAAAAGAAAGCUGAACAGGUUCAGCAAUAUUCUAGUCAAGGCGUUCCAAAAUUCUGCUGUUUAUCAGAUUAAUCAUAAUGCACAACUUGUUAAAAAGUUAAAAGAUGCUCACUAUUUUUUGGUAUACUCCGGUAACACUUUUGAGUCUAGUGGUGUAUAUAUGUUUGCUGCUCCUGAAUUAUUAGGUUGUGACAAUGAUACCAUCUUAAGAAUUUUGCGAAAUAAAUCCAUUGGCUGUGAUUUGGUCCCAAAGCUUGACAUUGGAAAUAAUUUGAAUGUGUAUGAUAUAACAACAAAAGAAACAGAUUUGAACAUUCUAGUAUCGAAAGGGGAGGAUUCCAAAGGAAUUCCUUACUACCGAGUAGUAGCAAAUUCGUCAAGUGAUUUGGACAGGCAUGCUCAUCAGUCCAAAAAGAAGAAUUUUUCAACAGACCCUUUUGAUCAGCACCUUGAUGAAAAGAACAAUGAAGUUUUUGAAUUGGAAGUUGCUUUGAGCUCAUUGGGUGCACUAGUUGUACUAUAUCCUGGAGAGCCAGUAGUUUGGGAUGGACCAGUAUAUAAGCUUCCAGGUAACAACCUUUUUGCAUCCAACGAAAUGGAUUUAGGGAAAAUUGGUAACCCAAAUACGUUGAUUUUACUCAAUCAAGGUUCUAAUUAUGCACUGACUUAUCAAAUCGACAAGUUUAAUCAAACGGUAGGUGAUUCUGUUUCAUUCAUAGAGAAACGUUGUUCACUCAAUUCAAUUGAAUCCUCCCUACAAAAAAUCAAUAAGGCAUAUUACAAACUUACUUAUACAGUAUUGAACAACUACAAAGGAAUUCUAGGUAGCUUUAUGAAGCAAUGUCCGGGAAAUGAGUUGUUAAAUUCGAUAUUCAUGUUUGGAAGGGAUUUUGGAAGAAGUUUCCUUAAAUAUAACGCCUUUAGCUCAAAGAGGAAGUACGUUAUCAUCUUUCUGAUGGUUAAAUUAGGAAUGAACUGGUUGAAAUUCCUUGUUGAAGAGUGUGAUCCUACCGAUCAGCGAACUUUCCGAUGGUGCGUUCUUGCAAUGGAUUUUGCGAUGCAGAUGACUAGUGGUUAUAAUAUCCUGGCGCUGAAUGUAAAGCAAUUUCAAGAACUGAAGGAGAGGGUAUCAGUAUGUAUGUCAUUAUUAAUUUCACAUUUCGACGUUAUGGGUGCACGAGCCACUGAAGCUGAAAAUGGCAUGCAACAGGCAAGAUUGAAUAUUGAUACUGAAGAGAAUAUUGAUGAAGAGGCCACCCUAGAAAUAAACAGCAGGUUGAGACUGGAAGCUAUAAAGACGUUGGAAAAGACUAUGAAGAGGAAUCCCAGGCAAAUGGGUAAGGUAUUGGAUGCUACAGAUCAGGGAAACAAAUACCUACUAUCGCUAGCAUCCUCAUUAUCGAAUGUAUCAAUGAGGUGGCAAAAAAGAAGCUUCAUUGGCGGUGGAACAUUUGGACAGGUAUACUCUGCAAUUAAUCUGGAAAACGGUGAAAUCUUAGCUGUUAAGGAAAUAAAGAUACACGAUACCACAACAAUGAAGAAGAUUUUUCCCCUGAUUAAAGAAGAGAUGACCGUAUUGGAAAUGUUAAACCAUCCUAAUAUUGUCCAGUACUAUGGUGUCGAAGUACAUCGCGAUAAAGUUAACAUCUUCAUGGAAUACUGUGAGGGUGGUUCUUUAGCCUCGUUAUUGGAUCAUGGAAGAAUUGAAGAUGAAAUGGUAACACAAGUGUACACAUUCGAACUAUUAGAAGGUUUGGCAUAUUUGCACCAAUCUGGCGUGGUGCAUCGCGACAUUAAACCGGAGAAUAUCUUGCUGGAUUUCAAUGGAAUCAUAAAAUAUGUGGAUUUUGGUACGGCACGUACCGUUGUAGGAUCUAGGACUAGAACUGUGCGGAACGCAGCCGUUCAAGAUUUUGGAGUAGAAACAAAGUCCCUCAAUGAAAUGAUGGGGACACCGAUGUAUAUGGCUCCAGAGACUAUUUCAGGCUCGGCAGUUAAGGGAAAACUUGGAGCGGACGAUGUAUGGGCAUUAGGAUGUGUUGUGCUAGAAAUGGCCACAGGUAGACGACCUUGGUCUAACUUGGAUAAUGAAUGGGCCAUCAUGUACCACGUUGCUGCAGGUCGAAUACCGCAACUACCCAAUAGAGACGAAAUGACUGCAGCGGGAAGAGCCUUCUUGGAAAGGUGUUUGGUUCAAGACCCCACUAUGAGGGCUACUGCUGUGGAACUACUGAUAGACCCUUGGAUGAUACAAAUCCGUGAAAUAGCAUUUGGCAACUCAGAGAAAGAUCAAGUACCUAUCCUAAGCUCAUAG
Saccharomyces cerevisiae S288C is the source of this 3996-nucleotide messenger RNA. RefSeq names its product mitogen-activated protein kinase kinase kinase SSK22 (gene SSK22). The record is from RefSeq and is marked reviewed. Gene Ontology annotation, cellular component: cytoplasm. Bases 1 to 3996 code for a protein of 1331 amino acids. Gene Ontology annotation, molecular function: ATP binding; protein serine/threonine kinase activity; MAP kinase kinase kinase activity. The transcript has a single exon. Lineage: Eukaryota; Fungi; Ascomycota; Saccharomycetes; Saccharomycetales; Saccharomycetaceae. Gene Ontology annotation, biological process: p38MAPK cascade; stress-activated MAPK cascade.